Molecule: messenger RNA, 2473 nt
Organism: Gigantopelta aegis
Lineage: Eukaryota; Metazoa; Mollusca; Gastropoda; Neomphalida; Peltospiridae
Product: ubiquitin-associated domain-containing protein 2-like
Exons: 10
Coding region: 93-1160 (355 amino acids)
Cellular component (GO): membrane
Molecular function (GO): serine-type endopeptidase activity; protein binding
Source: RefSeq, a predicted model, not a curated record
UACGCAGGUGCAAGUGUACUGUUUCCGGAACCGGUAAAACAGUAAAACUCUCUUGUUUUCUAAAUUUCUGAUACUUGUGACAAUCCUGCGAAAUGUCAGCGUUUCCUGUGAUUGGAACCACUGGAUUCUAUAAGGCUCCAAUCAGCAAAUGCCUCCUACUGCUUUCUCCAGUGGCUUCGUUUGCUCUUGCCUUUCCACUGCAACACUACCAGCAUCUGUUUAUCUACAAUCCACAGACGAUUUUUGACAACAGUCAGGUAUGGAGAGUAUUCACUUCCAAGCUGGUUUUUCUUGAUGCUAAAGAUCUGAUCAUUUGCUGCAUGCUGUUCUACUACUUCCGUAUUUUCGAGAGACGAUAUGGUUCCAGGAAGUUUGCCUCACAUUUGUUAGUGUCUGGUAUCCUAGCAACACUGUUAGAGAUGCUUGCCGUUUUUGCAUGUCACAGCCUCAAAAUAGACGUGGACUUUCUGACAACGGGCCCAUUUUAUUUAGUCUACCCAUUGUUUGUACCAUACUACUUUGAUAUUCCACGAGUUGCCAUGACAACAAUUAUGGGUGUGCCAGUAACAGGAAAAACACUUACCUAUAUUCUAGGGUUACAGAUUGCUAGUGGCAGUUUUGAAUCCAGAUUAGUUGCAGCUUGUGGAAUUAUGGCAGGACUGUUAAUGCGAGUUAAUUUUCUCAAGUUGCGGUCGAUAAUCUUCAUUCCGAAUGUAGUCGCUAAAUUAUUUAGCUCGACACUUGGCAGAUUGUUAGAGUCGAGUCCUCCGAAGAGUCCCCAGCUUCCGAUGGGUGCCACGCUAGAGUUACAGAGACAAGAACAGCUGGACAGGCUGGAACAGCAGAUGGUUUGGACAUUUCAAAAUAAUCAGCAGCAAAACAGAAACCAUAUUGAAAUUGGAAGACCACAGCCUCUGAAUUUAGCUCAGGGUCCUGGAAUAUUUGGUAAUGAAGACUUUCGUCCUGGUUUAAGACAGAGAUUAAAUCCAGGUAAUGCAGAGGUUGAAGAAAAUCAUCAAAAUAUAUCAGGUCCAGUUUCCGAAGAACAGGUACAGAGGCUUGUGGAGAUGGGAUUUAACCAGGAACGAGUCCGGCAGGCACUACAAGUUUCAAACAAUGACAUUUCCAUGGCAACUACAGUCCUCCUACAAGAGACGUGACAGACGCAUGUGAAGGAACUAAGAUAUAAUAAUAAAACUGACACUGAAACAAGGUUAACAAAACUGGCAGCUAUGGUCGUGUUAUGGGAAGCAUUUCUAGUGCUGAUGGUACAUCUUACGACUUUACUGCAGCCCCGGUUCCAUUCGUGUUGUACAAUAGAUACACACAAUUUUUUUAUCUCAAAUUUUAUUAUCGUGAAAGAUGUUUCAUGUUAUACAUGAAAAGAUGUUUUAGGAAAUGGCAGCAAUGUGAUAUUUCAGUAUGGUUUUGGGAUAUUCCGGUUUUAUGUACACCUUUUCCUAUUGCUCUUAACAAAAUACCAGCAGAAAUUGUUUUUUGUUUUUUUUAAAUCAAGUUUUAAUUUAUGGUGGAACUCCUGAUUUUAUUGGCAGCACAUUUUGUUAGGCAUGGACAACAUGCUCAAAUAAUUUCGAGAAAUGACUGGAACUGUGAUUUUUUUAUUUGAUGUUUUGUUCUCUCAAGUUUUCACCAAAUUGCUGAUGGUGUCACACGUGGGAACUUCAGAUCCUAGUAUUGGAGGAUGUAACCAAGUGAGAUGGGUUUCAGCUUUUCCUGUGUCAUAUCAGUGUCUACCAACUCAAAUAAUCAGGGAUGAUGCAGUGAGCAAAGAUGUCUUCCUUUUUUUAAAAAAAGGAUGACCCGAUAUCAAAGAUGUGUGUUCCUCUGAGAAAGAGAGGAAGGAAGGAAACGUUUUAUUUAACGACGCACUCGACAUAUUUUGUUUACGGUUAUAUGGCGUCAGUCUUAUGGUUAAGGACCACACAGAUAUUGAGAGGAAACCCGCUGUCGCCACUUCAUGGGCUACACUUUUUCAAUUAUCAGCAAGGGAUUUUUUAUAUCUGAAAGAGAGACAGACAGAUAGAUAGACAGCAAGCCCUCUCAAGUAGUCCCAUACCGAAAAUGGAAAUACUGUGGCAUCACUAUUCAUCUUGAGGAUAGAGAGACGGAAUGAAAGCAUUCUGACAACACAUAUGUUUUUGCCCCUCUGAAAAAGGGUGACCUGACAAUAACUGUGAUUUCCUCCAUAAGGGCAACUUGACAACACACAUGCUUUCUCCAUUGAAUGAGGGUGAUUUGACAACAAAUAUGUUCGAUGUGGAUGGUCGAAUGACAGAGAUAUUUUCCUCCAUUCAGUGAGUGCAACCUGAUACAGGGCUGCUAGAAUGUUUAAUAGUAAUAACUGGAUAUGUCACCUAAAGAGGGAGAUAGAGCUUAAAAACACCAACAUUUGGGGUGGAGGUGGGGGGGUGGGGGGGGGGGGGGGGAGUAGGAUAUUCAUAUUUACAAAAUA